Fragaria vesca subsp. vesca is the source of this 1906-nucleotide messenger RNA. RefSeq names its product probable disease resistance protein At4g27220-like. Gene Ontology annotation, molecular function: ADP binding; protein binding. The record is from RefSeq and is a predicted model, not a curated record. The coding region runs from base 62 to 1705 and encodes 547 amino acids. NCBI's taxonomy places the organism in Eukaryota, Viridiplantae, Streptophyta, Magnoliopsida, Rosales, Rosaceae. The transcript is spliced from 2 exons. Gene Ontology annotation, biological process: signal transduction.
GUUGUCUGAAGAAGGUCAUGCUUUUUUCAUAAAAGCUGGUUGUGAUUUGAAGGAUUGGCCAAUGGAUGCUCAUGAAGGCUACUCGGCAAUCUCACUAAUGGGGAACAAUCUUAACAAGCUUCCUGAAACUUUGGUAUGUUCUGAACUCCAAAUUUUACUGCUGCAAAAUAAUGAUGGUAUAUCUGAAAUUCCAGAAACUUUUUUUCAAAGUCCAAAUGCACUAAGGGUCUUUGAUCUUAGCUAUACUGGUAUUUCAGUACUACCCUCUUCAUUCAAUCUCCUCACCAACCUCCAAGCCUUGCAUUUGGAUUGUUGUAAUAGAAUAACUGACAUAUCCGUACUUGGGAAGCUGAAGAAAGUUGAGAUUCUUAGUUUGAGAAAAUUUCCUCAUAAGGAUUUGCCGAAAGAGAUAGGAAAUUUGACCAGCCUAAGGAUGCUGGAUGUCACUGGUGGACGUGUUCACAAAAUUCCAUCUAAAGUGAUAUCGAGGUUGUAUAGACUGGAAGAAUUGUAUAUGAGAUGUGAAUUUGGUGAUUGGGGAAGUAAAGUCGAGGAAGCAGUAGGAGAAACAAAUGCCGACUUUGAUGAGAUAAUUGGCUUGUCCCAUCUAAACAUUUUGAAGGUUUACAUAUCUGAUGCCGCUUGCUUACCCAUAGAUAUUGGGAACUUUGAGCUAAAUUGGAUAAAAUUUGACAUAUGCAUCAGCAGAUAUUUCUCAUCAGAGUUGAUGCUUUCUUCAAAUGAGCAACCUUCAAGAACCUUGACUCUUGACAGAACAAUCAAUGGCUUAUCGGAUUGGUUUAUCAACAUAGUGACCGAGAAAGCAGAAAGACUAGAGUACAGAGAGGGUAAGGGAUUAAACAACAUUCUUGAGGAAUAUGAGCAUGGGAGAUUACAUGGGCUGAAACAUCUCUCUUUAAUUGGGUGCCAUGAGAACUUGGAAGGGUUGAUAGAUGCAACAACUUGGGAUCCAAGUAAACCUGUGUUCGAGAGCUUGGAGGAGUUACAUCUCCUUCACUUGCAAUGCCUCAAAGAGUUAUGUGUUGGCGAAUUGCCAGUUGGGUCUCUAUGCAAGCUUAAGUUGUUGAAAGUGCAAACUUGUCGUAACUUGGUAAAUGCACUUUUGCCACCAAAAUUGUUGCAGAGACUAACAAAUCUAGAAACCAUAUUUUGUGUAAAUAUGGAACACAUGAAGUAUUUGUUUGGAUCUGAAGGGCUUGACCUCGGAACGAUUCUUUUGACAAAAUUGAGUGAGAUGAGAUUGUGUGCUCUGUUCGAACUCAUAAGCAUCUGGAAUGGUCCCGCUCCCCGUGCAGUCUUUGGGAAUCUUAAAGUUUUGGCAGUCUGCAAGUGUACAAAACUGAAAAUUCUAUUCCCAUUUGAUGUAGCUCAGUCUCUUGUGCAAUUGGAAGACCUCUCUAUAGAGCGCUGCCCCAACUUGGCUAGAGUUAUUGAAGCAAGCAACAGCUUCGACAGAUAUAUCUUUUUUCCACAAUUGAAGAAAUUAGCUAUGAUAAAUCUUUCAGAGCUAACAUGGUUCUGCACUGAAAAUGGUUCUAUGGGUAUCGAGUGCCCUCUAUUGGAAUACUUGUACGUGGAUGAGUGCCCCCAGUUCAAAAACACUGCUUCUGCUUCUGUUAUACUCAAUGAUCAACAGCAUUUGAAUUCUCUAGCAAAAAGAUGGGAGGAUAUGCAUAAGCUUUAAGAGAGCUGAUGCAGGGAAAGGCAUAAGAAAGAGAUGCUCAGCGGUAAUUAUAUGCUCUUUCUUUUUUUGAGAAAGAACUAUAUGCUCUUUCAUUCCAUCACAUAAUCAAAACAGUUCUUGUUCUGUUUUACUUCUGUUAUCAACAAUAUUUCCCAUGUAGUUGUAAAGUAAUUUAAUGGCUUCAUGAUGCUUUUCAACAGU